Molecule: messenger RNA, 1778 nt
Organism: Leptonychotes weddellii (Weddell seal)
Lineage: Eukaryota; Metazoa; Chordata; Mammalia; Carnivora; Phocidae
Source: RefSeq, a predicted model, not a curated record
UCGGGGCGCCGCGACCCCGUACCCCGCCUCGUUGUGGGCCCCGCGGGGACGGCGGCUGGCGGGCGCUCCCUGCUGCUACUGCUGCUGUUCAACAAGGAGGAGUGAUUACUGUUCUAAAGUGGACAUUGGAGAGGAUCCAUUAGGCCAUCAGGAUGGAAACGAGGAAAGGAAAUCGGCUGACGCAGGAGCUAGAGUGAGACCGACGAGCCCACAAAUCCAGCCUGCACCAUGAACUUGUGUCCUUCUACAUUUUAGGAGCCAAGGGCAGGUGAAGUUGCUGGAGAGCAAUGGCUCUCUUUACUCCGUGGAAGCUGUCCUCUCAGAAGCUGGGCUUUUUUCUUGUGACUUUUGGCUUCAUCUGGGGUAUGAUGCUCCUGCAUUUUACCAUCCAGCAGCGAACUCAGCCCGAGAGCAGCUCCAUGCUGCGUGAGCAGAUCCUGGACCUCAGCAAGAGGUACAUCAAGGCGCUGGCGGAGGAAAAUCGGAAUGUGGUGGAUGGGCCCUACGCCGGCGUCAUGACAGCGUACGAUCUGAAGAAAACUCUUGCCGUGCUAUUGGAUAAUAUCUUGCAGCGCAUUGGAAAGUUGGAGUCCAAGGUGGACAAUCUUGUAAUCAAUGGCACAGGGACAAACUCGACCAAUUCCACCACAGCUGUUCCCAGCUUGGUUGCACUUGAGAAAAUUAAUGUGGCAGAUAUCAUUAAUGGAGCUCAAGAAAAAUGUGUAUUGCCUCCUAUGGAUGGCUACCCCCACUGUGAGGGGAAAAUCAAGUGGAUGAAAGAUAUGUGGCGCUCGGAUCCCUGCUACGCAGAAUACGGAGUGGAUGGGUCCACCUGCUCUUUUUUUAUUUACCUCAGUGAGCCCCUGAACACAACCAUUCUAAUUUGUCUCACUGAUUUUGACUACUCUCACUACUCCUAUAAUCUAUACAGCAUUUGCCUGUGCAUGCUCCGAGUCCUGGAUUCAUUUGGUACCGAGCCAGAGUUUAACCAUGCUAACUAUGCCCAGUCUAAAGGCCACAAGACGCCCUGGGGAAAAUGGAAUCUGAACCCACAGCAGUUUUAUACCAUGUUCCCUCAUACCCCAGACAACAGCUUUCUGGGAUUUGUGGUCGAGCAGCACCUCAACUCCAGCGACAUCCACCACAUUAACGAAAUCAAAAGGCAGAACCAGUCCCUUGUGUAUGGCAAAGUGGAUAGCUUCUGGAAGAAUAAGAAAAUCUAUUUGGACAUUAUUCACACCUACAUGGAAGUACACGCGACUGUUUACGGCUCCAGCACGAAGAAUAUUCCCAGUUACGUGAAAAACCACGGUAUCCUCAGUGGACGAGACCUGCAGUUUCUUCUCCGAGAAACCAAGUUGUUUGUUGGACUCGGGUUCCCUUAUGAGGGCCCAGCUCCCCUGGAGGCCAUUGCAAAUGGAUGUGCUUUUCUGAAUCCCAAGUUCAGCCCACCCAAAAGCAGCAAAAACACAGACUUUUUCAUUGGCAAGCCAACUCUGAGAGAGCUGACAUCCCAGCAUCCUUAUGCUGAAGUUUUCAUCGGCCGGCCCCACGUUUGGACGGUUGACCUCAGCAAUCAGGAGGAAGUGGGAGAUGCCGUGAAAGCAAUUUUAAGUCAGAAGAUUGAGCCAUAUAUGCCAUACGAAUUCACAUGUGAGGGAAUGCUACAGAGAAUCAACGCUUUCAUUGAAAAACAGGUAAGGCUCUUCAGAAGUCCUUUUAACCCAUCACGCCAGGGGGCUCUCAUGAACAGCUAAGAGCUCAUCAUGUUUCUGUGG